CGCAUUGAAAGGAUUAUCGCAGCACCGCAGAGCUGGCCACACUGUUUGCAGCGCUUAAGUAAAGUGAAAUAUGGCGAGUCUUGGGGGCCAACACGGAAAUAUUUCGACUAAUCCAGAAGUGGAAAACACAGCCAAGCGACCCGAAAGUCGCGAGGGCAGCGCCGAGCGAAAAGACCGUGAGGAGAAACUGAAAUAUGCCCGCGAUCGCCAAAAUGAGGAGCGCCACCGGAAGAUCGAGGAGCUGCGCGCCCAGGCGGAGGCCGCCCAGCGGUACCGUGAACAAAAAGAGGAGGAGCGCCGUCGACGCAUCGAGGAGAUCCGUACCCGGGACACAGAGAAGCGACACCAGGUGGAGGAGCGCAAGAAGGCCAUCUUUGAGGCCGAGAAGGAGCGUCGCGAGUACAUCCUCAAAAAGAAUCAGGAACGCGAAUCCCGGAUAGAAUUCAGAAAGCGGGACAAAAACUCCAACGGCUUCGCUUUUGGCUCAUCAACACCCCGCCUGCUGGAUGUGCCCGCGGAUUAUGGUCUGGUGUCGCCCAGUACCUUUUGGGGUCAGCGGAGGUCCACAUCCAUAUCGAACGUAGCGGGCGCCUCGCUCACACGUCGAAGUUCAGAGCGUGAACUUGCCGACAGUGGUGCUAAGAAGCGUGCCUCCUCAUCGACGGACCGACAAGAUGAUCACCGACGCAAGUCUUCCUCCAUGUAUGAGGUGUUCAAUUGGGGCUAUUCCAAUGACGAGCCGCCCAAGCGGUUCUCGCUCUCCAUCGCCGGCAGCGAGAUUAAUAUCGAUGGGCCGGCCAAUCCCAAUCCGCCGCCCACUUCCAAACAAACAGCCAACGCGCACAGACCUACAAAUCUCACAACAACCACAGCAACAAGCACCACAACUGCAGGCCACAACAACUUUAACAACCAUAACUCGUAUCGUAAGGAAGAUAGCGUUGACUCAUCACCCAUGGUGUUCCGAAGCGUUUACCGCAGGAAAACGGACCUCAUGCCGACAAUACCCAGCCCCCGAGACGGGCAUUAUGGUUCGCGAGGCUCCCUGAGCUCCACGCCGGCCAGAACCCCAGGACGGGCCUACUCGAUGAACCGCUUGGACCAGCUGGCGCAGCCGAUACGCCGGAAUGGGGAGCACAUGCGGGCGAUUCUGGAGCGGGAACGCCGCGAGCGGGAGCUGGAGAUGCUGGACGAGACCGCCUCGCUGGGCGGAGGAGGGGGGCGACGCGGUGCGGGGUCCAGUGCCCGAGCCCGGCGGGCGGGAAGCGCCGGAAGCGGCAGCUCCAGUGCCGCCGGCAUUAUGUCCCGCAGCAUGACACACCUGGCCGGAGGAGGUGGCCAGCGGGAACGCGGAAAGUACUCGCUGGGAGGCGGCAUAUCGACCAGCUUCCGGCCGCUGGCCAGCGGAGCCGGAGGGCAGCGGGACUCCACCAGCUCGCGAUCGGGAAAUGCCACGCCCGGUGGACACUUCAAUAGCUCAAGGCCCGGCAGCGCCAUGUCCACAUCGACAAACAUGUCCACAUCCGGGAUGGUGCCCAGGCGACCUGCAACAGCACCCCGGAAACCGAGGCCCGCCAGUAUCGCCGGAACGGGCAUGUCCCUCGAGGAGAUUAACAAACUCAAGAGGGAUCAAAAGCCGCCCGUGAAGACGACAGCCGCCUCGCCAUCCGCACAAACGACACCCAAACGAACUGCAAACCUUAUGUCCACCUCCCUGAUCGUGACCUCCAGCUCAUCGCGGCUGAGCAGCGCCGAAAAGAAGACGCCCUCAAAGCGGGAGCCUCCGGUGCCCAAGGCAGCAUCAGCCUCAAAGGCUCUGCCAAGUCGCACGGCCAGUUCCGAGCGCAUCAGUAGGCUUACCAAGGAACCGAAAACCAAGGAUACCUCUGCAAUGACUAGGUCGAUGAUUGUCACCAGCAGCAGUACCUCCACCAUCACAAAAGCGGCUCCUGCCCCGGCUGCACCCGCUUCGGCUCCAGUUCCCGAGCAGAAUGGUGUGGCCAAGGAGGUUGAGAAGAUUCCUGCAGAUGAGCCAGUUCCUGAGGCUGAAGUUCCUACCGAGGCUCCUGUUGCUGUUCCAUCAGUGAGCAAGGCUGAGAAGGAAGCAUUGAACACGGAGAAAACGGAGGAAGUGGCGCGUCAGGAGGAGGAGCAAACUUUUGUGGAGGAACCUGUACCCGAAGCCUUGGUUACCUCAGUUAAUGUAGAGGAAAAAUCUGAUGAGGGCACUGAAAAGGAGGUGCCUAAGCAGCAGGAGCAGGCUGUGCCCAAGAAACCAUCGCGCAGCAAGGAGAAUUCCGAGGUGCGGGAGCUGACCCCACCAGAGGGAGCUGAUCUAAUGACUGCUUCGAUGAUGGCCAAGAAGAUCACGACCGAGGAGGAGGCCAAGGCCGCUUUGGCCGAGAGACGACGCCUGGCCCGCGAGGAGGCCGAACGACAGGCGGAAUUAGAGCGCCAACGACUGGAGGCUGAACGCCUGGCAGAGAUCAAAGCCCAAGAGGAGGAGGCGGAGCGCCAACGCCUGUUUGAGGAGGAAUCCACUCGCCUGGCCGAGGAACAGCGCCGCGGGGAGGAGGAGCGCCUGCGCAAGGCCAUCGAGGAAGCCCAACAGCGUGAGGAGGAGGAGAAACGCCGGCGCGAGGAGGAGGAGAAACAGCGCGUGGAGCGUGAGGAGGCCGAGAAGAAGGCCAAGGAGGAGGCAGAGAAGCAGCGUGUCGAGGUGGCUGAGCGCCUUAAGCGGGAGGAGAAGGAGCGCGAGGAACGCCGCAAGCGAGUGGAGGCCAUCAUGCUGCGUACCCGCAAGGGAGGCGCUGCCACCACACCCUCAAAGGACGCUAACGACAAAGCAGCUCCUGCCGCACCGGCUCCAGAGAAUAAUAGCAGCAGCAACAGUAGCGUCACCGGGAGCAGCAACAACUCGGCUGAGGGUUCGCCCAGCACAGUAGAUUCCACGCCAGCACCAACGGCAUCGGAAACUGUCCAGGAGCCGCCAAACAGUCAGGCGAUGUAUGAGCAAUCGGUGCUAGACAAGGAGAACUCGCUCAUCAACAGCUUCUCCACGAUGAUCAUCGAUGAGAAUGCCAAGAACCUGCAGCAGGUGAGCAACGGCAAGUUGCUGGUGGACUUUGAGGGCACCAAUACUGUGCCCGCGGUUGCCAAUGGCAAUGGACACAUUGAGAAUGUCAACAACAAGAAUGACAUCAAUCUGCUGCAGGACGUAGUCGCUCCGGUCGCCACCCAGCUGAUAGACCUGAGCAUCGAGUCACAAGAUCUACACCUGAACAAUAACAACAGCUUGCUGACGAGCACAGCGGCAACCACCACGCUAGUCACUGCUGAUAGUCACGAGAAUAAAGAUAUAUCGCUGCUGUGAAUUGGAUGAGGAAACCAAACUGAUUGUUUUCUAAACCUAAAUCUUGAUAUAGCUAAAUGUGUGUGGAGUCGGAGUAUUUAUUUAUAGGAUGAGAUCUAUAUAGGAAUGCGAGUGGAUAGUGCGACAAAUUAUGGUUACUAAAAACAGGAAAACGUAAAAGCUUAUAAAAACCUAUAUAUUUAAACGUACACAUUAUAUAGAUAGAUCUGAAUCAUAAUCAGAACGGGAGUGAUGAUAAGACCGAUCCCGAGCAGCUGCAGAUAAAAAACUAGUUAAGAACUAAGACAAACCCUAAAAGAAAAAGCGUGAGAUAUGGAGGGGAUCCUGCCCAGAGAUCCCCGGGGAUCGUUUGCGAAGCAAUUUAAUAUCAAAGAAAUCUGUUUGUGAAGUACUACAACUAAGCUAAAAAAAAGAACAUUUGAUGCAAUUUUCGAUUCGAAUCGUUGCGUUUCGAUAUAAUAUAAUUACAAACUCGCUUCAAAAGUUGAAAGUGCAUGCUUACAUUGAGUAUAACUUGAGCCAGAGAGCAGGAUAAUCGCCUGGGCCGACGCCGAAGUAGCGUAUAUAAUUGAAAAUUAUAUAAAAUUAGUAGACAAACCCCUAGUAUAAACAACAACGCGAGAUUCUAUGGGGCACCCAGAUCAAAUUGUGUGUGCCGGGCCCCGAGCAAGCAAUAAAAGAAUACGAAGACGCGGUAUCCACAUACCAUUAACCCAUCCACAUAUACAGCGCCUCACUGCUAGGAGGGCAUCCGACCCCCUCUUUAUUUUUGCCCAACUUUGCACAGUUGUUCUGUAAGUUAAGUUUACUACGUUGAGCCAACGAAUCGUGAGGUAUUAUUUAUUAAAACAAAACGAAACAAACGAAAAAAAAUAGAAAAAAGGAAAUAAGGAAAUUCAAUUGAAAUUAUUUGCUGAUACUGUUCGCAGUUCGUCGAGCAGAUAUAUAGGUAGCCAGUAAACAAUGAAACAAUUACACGCGGAUAUAUACACCCACUGUAAUCACAGAUGUCAGUGCUUGAUAUACACAUGCCUAGGUCUAGUGGAGAUGGCAGUUGUACCACGUUGUACUAUUUGUAGUAGGAGUCCCAAAUCUGAUUAUGCUUAUGUCACCCUUUAUUAUAGGAAAGUUCUCUGUAUAUUAUUGCGUCUAUUUUGCGUCUACGUAUAUAUUUUUUGGUAAACGAUUUUUUAUAUAUAUACACAUUUAUAUUUGUAAUUUGUAUUUAUCCAUGUGCAAAAAUAAAUUAUGAUGAUUAUUUUUUAAAGAGUCGUCCCCCUCUAAGCAUGCAUAACAGAGUGUAAAAAUGAAUCGAUUUAUAUAUAAUAUCAUCCCCCAUAGUCUACGAAACUCACACACCCACUUGUAUCUGAGCGAAAGGGCCUUAACAAUUAGUAGGAUGCAUGAUCGAUGUAGAUCGGUUAUUAAACAGAUAUAGCAGGCAGAUUAGGGAGAGUUAAUCUUCGAGCGUUUCGCAUGCGCAAACCGUUAAUAGAAUAAUAUAUUAUAAUGGCAAUAUGUGUAUGCAACUAAUAAGCCCUAACUUCUAGUUAAUUACUGCUUUCCUAUGUUAAACACCUAAUGGCGAUAUAAUCAAAACAAAAGACAAGCCCACAUAAGUCAAAUGUGUAUGCUACCAACAUAACAAACCUUUGAAGAUCAAGCUGAAUUAUGUAUUUCUAAUAUUAAAUAUCACACACCCACAAAGAAAACGAAAAAACCAACACAACAAAUAGAACAACAAAUUAUACAAGCAAUUCCCUUAUUUAUUUAGAACCACACUGAAACACUAAAGAAAUUCGCUUCUUAUCGUAAAUCCACAAUUGCAUAAUUUAUACGAUUAAACAAAAUAUAUAUUUAUGUGAAUAAACUGUAACUAAUUCUCAAGGCAACCA
This is a messenger RNA of Drosophila erecta, 5268 nucleotides long. It is a transcript of the gene ens, whose product is annotated as ensconsin. The record is from RefSeq and is a predicted model, not a curated record. The transcript has 15 exons. Gene Ontology annotation, biological process: microtubule cytoskeleton organization. Bases 71 to 3373 code for a protein of 1100 amino acids. Gene Ontology annotation, cellular component: microtubule cytoskeleton. Lineage: Eukaryota; Metazoa; Arthropoda; Insecta; Diptera; Drosophilidae.